Molecule: messenger RNA, 4464 nt
Organism: Phanerochaete carnosa HHB-10118-sp
Lineage: Eukaryota; Fungi; Basidiomycota; Agaricomycetes; Polyporales; Phanerochaetaceae
Exons: 10
Coding region: 37-3561 (1174 amino acids)
Source: RefSeq, a predicted model, not a curated record
GCUUGUCUCGCGUUCGGUCAUCCCGCUCUCCAUGUAAUGCCGCGAUUCAAACCACCACGAGCCUCCUCUCCGCCGGGACCACCACCACGAGCCUCCUCUCCGCCAGGACCUUCAACGCGCUCGCUCGCUGCCCUCAGCGAUGCCCUCGAUGCCUCCAGCUCAUCACUCCCUCCCCUGACCCCCGAGCUGGCUGCGUUGACUCCCUAUGAGGUCGACCUCAUGGACGCCAUCCUCCAAAGGGCGUCACCCGCAGCUACGACUCUCGUUGUCAUCAAGGUCUUCAACGAGCUCCUGAAAGAGCGUGGAAUGGAUUCUGAGAAGGAGAUCGUUCUCUAUAAGAAGCUACUCCAAAUUGUGACUAUCAAGGGCAAAAAUUGGGGGGAGAAAUGGGACAUAGUCAAGCGACGGUUAUCUUCCCGACCAGGCCCUUCCAAACCAAGAAUUGCUACGGCUCUCCCUCCUCGGCCAGCACCACCACGGCCACCAUCCUCCCCUGCACCAACAACACACAGAGCUCAUGACGCGUUCACUCUGCAUUCUCAUCAGGAUGAUGCCACGCAGAGUGAAGCCCUCACGGAGGCGGAGGCGGAGGCAGAUCGUACAUACCGUCCACACGCCAUACAAACCGCCACAACGACGGCCGGCCGAGCUGUUUCACCCACUCUGACUAUGACCACGAACUCCCUGGGCCUCAGUACUGCUCCACCAGCUGCUAAUUCCGCACGCACUAGGACGCUUGCUUACCAAGCUGCCCUCAAACGAGCCUUUCCCGCUCGGGCUCCUGCCGUUUGGGAUGCGGAAACGUCUGAAGCCACAGCCGACACUGCUCGCGCACCAUCCUCAGUGCCUCCGUCCUAUGGUGCAGCAACACGCGAACUCGACACUCGCGCUCAGCCUUCGUCGAACCACCACCCCCUUCGUGCCCUCGCCAAGGCCCAGUCCAAAGUGGCCGACCCCUCUCCCGCGUCUCUCACUUCCCAUCUGGUCCCUGCAGCCGCACGUGCCGCCGUUCUACACGCGCGAGGGCGAAGCGGAAGUGUGAUCAACGAGGACGAGGCAUGGAAGAAGAUUAGGAUGGCGCGGGACGACGAGGAGGCGGACCGGUUUCGAGAGGAUAAGAUCAUUGAACGCUACUGGGAAGCGUGGAGAGAAGCCUGUCGAUGGGUCGUCACUACGAGCGACCAGGUGGCGGAAGCUCGCAAUAACUUCCUCAUCCGUCGAGCACUUCACCAAUGGCGCAGCCUCACUGCCUCCCAGAGGGAUAUGUCCCAACGCGUGGCUACCACUGCGGAUAACCGCCGGCUCAAAGCUGCCAUGCAGAUCUGGCGCGCCAGGCUGCGCGAACGCAAGCAACUACGAUGGCGGCAGGACAUGCGCGCGCGCAUGAAAACCGUGCGCGAUGGCCACGACCAUCAGCUUGUGAAGGGCACGUACGCACAAUGGAGGCAGGCCUUCCGCCUGCGCCUUGCAGAGCAACACUAUUACCGGACAUUCGUGGUCAAGACGUACAGGAGGUGGCGCGCUAAGCUGGUGGAGACGGACCACCUGGAGAACAAGGGCGACCAAUUUGUAGCGCUCAGGGAGAAGGGGCUCGUCGUAGGGUGCUGGGAUUCGUGGAGAAAGGAACUGGGUCUGAGAAGAGCGGAGAGUUCGGUGGCUGAGAGCGUCGCCCUAAGGGUCCUCACUACCACGUUUAAUACGUGGGGGAGACGACUGUAUGAAAUCCGGCAGGCGGACGAAUUUCACGACAGUCAGGUUAUGAAGCACGCUUUGAGGUCAUGGAAAACUGCUAGAGACCGGAUACGCGCCCUGGAUAAUCGUGCUAUCAAGCACGAAACUCGUCAGAACGAAGUGCUCCUCCGAGCGGUGUGGCGUGUGUGGAAAGCCCAUGAGCGCGGCAAGUUGCUGGAACGCGUGCGCGGUACAAGACUCGUCCGGCAAGUUUGGGCGACAUGGAUGCGGCGGCUGCAAGAGCACCGCGAGCGCGAGGAUAAAGCUAUUGCUUUCUCAACGCGCGGCGCCUCUGCUCUCGCAUUCUCCACCGUCCAUCGAUGGCAUGAAGUGUUUACCUCUCAUCGAAAUGCACAAGCGUUUGCCGUGCAGUACUACAACUCUCAGCUUGCCUACCGCGUGCUCUUCGAAUGGCGUCUGCAAUUGCGAGCUCAUGCAAAGCAGUCAAGACAGGCACGUCGCGCGGAGAAAUUCUUCGCGACUAAGAAUGCGUGGCGCAAGUGGGUCGAGAAGGUGAAGGAGAAGAAGAGGGAGAGCAAGAUGAAAGAGUUUGAGGCUCGUGUGGUGGGGAGGUACCUCAGGGAGUGGCACCAAAGAGCACAGCUUGAGAGGCAGAGAAAACUGUCGGAGGAAAUUAUCCGGAAACGGGUCGAACUACGCAUCCUUUCAAAGGCGCUAAACCACUGGACCAACAAAGUCGCGGAUAUCAAGUUCCGCGAGUUCGAGACACAACAGCGCCACGAAACUACUGUUAUCACGUCGGCUUUCAAUCGGUGGAAGGCAUUAUGCGUCCGGCAUGUCAACAACCUCAGUCUCAUGGAAAGCUAUCAGUACAUCAAGAGAGAAGAGACCUUAAGCCGGAUGUUCUACCAUUGGCUCAAUACCGCCCGCAAAGCACGUGGCCGCCGUCUGCUCCUCCAGCAAAAAGAAGAAGAACUCAAGCUUGCCGUCGUGGCCGGUGCGUGGGACAAAUGGCGUGAACGGUAUCUCGACAUUCGGCUACAGCCUCUGGCGGACGCAUUUCUCGCCCAACACCAGAGGAAUCUCGUUUUCCGAACAUUUGGCAUCUGGCACUCGAAGACUAAAUCUCUUCCCGCAGUGCGCUUCCAUGCGUCGCACCUCAAGGCGAGGCACUGGGCAAUCUGGCGCGAAGCCAUGCCCAGGGCGCUGCAAAGCAAGGAAGCGAGAGAGGUGCAUCGCAAGAACGUUUUGACCAAAGUGUUUGAGAAGUGGUCACAAGCAUAUAAGUUUAAGCUCCAGCUCAAAGCUGUGGCCCGUGCACGCUAUCUACGCCUCCCUACGGCAGCACCGAGGCAGAUUCGUUCGGCACUUCAGCCGAAGCCCUCCACGGUUACCGCAGAUUACCCGACCGCCCCCUCCGCAGUACCCCGAGCAAGCAGCCCGACUAGUGCUUCGGAAGCCGAGCCCUCCUCGCCUCCACUCCGCCCCGCCCCAGCAGUGCGCUCAAAGCUCUACCAAGGCGGCCGCCUGACCAUAGCGAGCCUGCUCUCUGAGCGUUCGCGCUCGCCUGAGCGACGGCCACCGCCCAAACUUUCCGCACAGCUCUCGACGAUGGCGAGCCCGUCGCGCCCGCGGCUGUCCACGCGCGCGAGCACCGUCCGGGACCCGAGUCCUGCGCGCUCGACGUCAACGUACGGCGGCGCGACGAAACGCAGCGGGUCCCUGGCGAGCAAGGCGCCGAGCAUAAAGGCGCUAAGUACGUGCAGCGGAGACGCGGGGAGGGGCAGACUUUGGCAGGAACUGAAGAACGUGCAGGCACGCCCAAGGCCCCCCACCGAGAGUGCGCGGUCGCGGUUAGGAGAUCUGUAGCAAUACCCCGCUUAGCCUCUGUUGGCUUGGAUUUACCCUAGACUCAUCUAUCGGUCAUUUUGUAUCUAUAUGUAUUUUACAUGGGGGCAACUCGCCCUCCCGCGAUGUUGCUUGGCGCAGAUCGGAAACAGAUGUUAUUGUGAAGGUUCUGGCUUGAUAUCGAAUGCCGUGCUAAGUCUUGCGGAGGUCUGCCUCUCUUUCUUUACAAUGACUUUGCCAUGCUUCGAAGGAUGCUCCGCAGGGUGUUUCCAUCUAGCCACGAUCUGCAAACUUUUUAGACUACCAUAUAGCUUUCGCAUGAGGACAGCACGCACAUCUCUCCGGCCGCCCGCGAGGUCAAUGCCAAGCUCGUCCAGAUGCUCUUGGUAGUGCGCCGACACAAGCACUUCAAAGCAGUCGACGAGGUUCGGGUCCUGCCACGACCAGCCCCCAGACCUGAUCCAGUCUCUCUUCCGCUUCGACAGCGCAAAGAUGGUGGGAUGGUCGUGCGAAAGGUCGUACAUGUUGAUGUCGUGGGAGCAAUCGCGAACAGGACAGUACCACCGGGCGCCCGCGAGAGGAAUCCGCGGCGACAGGGUGAGCACGUAUGGGAUGGCCGUCAUGACUGCGGGCUCUGUGAGCUUCUGCGACUGCACAUAGUCGUCGCUAUCCGUGUCCGAUUGCGGCGGGGCCUCGUCUGAGGAAAAAUCCCCGUCGAGCAGGUAGUUCUCUACGUCGGAGUCGUCACUGGACGGCCGGUAGUAAUCCGGCUCGGCGAGUGCACCUGGGUUGUCGAUGUACUCCAAACCGGAAGAUUCGUAGCCUCGCUGGAUUUCGUUGUCGUCCCCGAGCGAGGGCGGUCUCGAGAGGUCGGGAGAUAGCUGACGCUUGCGUCCGGCGUUCUAGCAUUACAUAUUACGCAGU